This is a messenger RNA of Pieris rapae (cabbage white), 4739 nucleotides long. RefSeq names its product huntingtin-interacting protein 1 (gene Hip1). Gene Ontology annotation, biological process: clathrin coat assembly; endocytosis; actin filament organization. The record is from RefSeq and is a predicted model, not a curated record. The transcript is spliced from 25 exons. Gene Ontology annotation, cellular component: actin cortical patch; clathrin-coated vesicle. NCBI's taxonomy places the organism in Eukaryota, Metazoa, Arthropoda, Insecta, Lepidoptera, Pieridae. Bases 420 to 4175 code for a protein of 1251 amino acids. Gene Ontology annotation, molecular function: phosphatidylinositol-3,5-bisphosphate binding; actin filament binding; clathrin-cargo adaptor activity.
UCUUAGUACUCAGACGUAUUGGAUCUUUGUUGUGAUUUUAAAAAAUAGAGUUUGUUUUGUUUAGGAUUUUACUACAAACAGUUAUUAAGUAAAUGAGUAUCCUUAAUAUUAAUGCAAAAUACACUUCUAUUGUUUAGUGUUAUCAAACUGGUGAAAUAAAAACCUUAACGUUGAUAGGAUUUAGAAGUCUUAAGUAAUAUAUCCUCGUUUAUUUUGAAGUCAUCCUUUACAUGUGCAAAUCCUAUGGCGUCAUUAUCGCUUCCAAGGGUACUUCAAUUGAAGAAAAACAGUUUGGAUGCAGAACGCGAACACUUUGAAAAGUAUCAGGUAACUGUCAUUGGCAUUGAUUUUCUGCUGACGUUUAAAAAUAUCAGCGUGGCACAGUUAACUAAUGCAUGCUGACUGUACACUAACAGACUAUGGCGACCCCCGCUGAUAAGCGUUUUCAUCAGCUGACAUUGGCUAUACAGAAAGCGAUAAAUUCUAUAGAGACGCCGGUGAAAGAGAAACAUGUGCGGAGCGCGAUCAUUGGUACCUUUCAGGAGCAGAGUGCCAUCACAUACUGGAUGGUGGCGAUCCGUCAGCCGCUUCAAGACAACCGCAUCGUGUCGUGGAAGUUCUGUCACGUGACACAUAAGCUGCUACGCGAAGGUCAUCCAGCCUGUCUAGAUGACUCUCAACGGCAUAUUAAUAUGAUUGAGAACUUGGGCAAGCUAUGGAUGCACCUUCGCGAGGGUUAUGGAAAGCUGAUACAUCUGUACUGUAUUCUGUUGAUUAGUAAACUGAAGUUCCACGCACGCAACCCUCGUUUCCCCGGUAACAUGCAGCUCACUGCUGAAGAGUUGGAUGCGAUUGCCGAAAAUGAUGUUAAUAAUUAUUUUCAGCUUUGCGUCGAAUUGUUCGACUACAUGGAUGACAUACUUAAUUUACAAGCAGCAGUAUUCGAUAGUUUGGGGAACGCGCGCGCUAAUUCGAUGACAGCGAGCGGACAGUGUCGCUUGGCAGCGCUUAUCCCAUGUGCGCAGGAUUCGUCACAAAUAUACGAUUGUAAUGUGCGGCUACUGUUCAGACUACACGCGUCGCUACCAGCGGAUACACUAACUGGACAUAGGGAGAGAUUCCGGCAACAGUUUAAAAAGUUAAGCUCCUUCUACAAACACGCGAGCAGUCUUCAGUACUAUAGGAAUCUACUCACACUACCAGUGCUGCCUUCUAACCCACCUAACUUCCUACUACAGAGUGACUUCGGCACGUACGUGGCCCCCGUGGUGUCGAUACCGGAACCACCACCAGAUGAAGUUGACGCUGUUGGCUCAUUGAUUGACACCACCGAGACAUUCAGUCAGGUACCGACACCUGAACGCCAUGAAUCCUUGGAGACCCAUUCGAGAGCCUCACCGUCUCCUGUGCCUGACCCUCUCAUAGAAAGAGAUCGACUCAUAGAUCAUUUGCAGAAUGAACUCAAGAGGAUGCGGACAGAAUUAUCGCAAAUAGUCCAAGAGCGCAACACCAUGUUGGGUUCGAUGCGGGAACAUUGCGCGCGGAUGGAGACGCAGUUGCGAGCUGCUAGGCACGAGCUUGAUGAAGAAAAACAAAAAGCAGACCUGUUAGCAGUUGAAACGCCACAAAUUCAAAAAAAGUUGAUUGAAACCGAGGAGAAGGCUAAGGUGUCAGAUGAAAAAUUUCAAAAGUUGAAAGGUGCUUACACGCAACUACGUGAGGAACAUAUUGCGCUUAUAAGACAGAAAGCAGAGGUGGACAAACUAACAGCCAGCUUACGGGCGGCGGCGGCGCAGCAUGAAAGUGCAAAGACAAUACUGCAACAACAGUUAAACGACCAUAUGAAAGACGUAGAACUUCUUCAACAGAGUGCUUCUUCCAGCGAAGAGACAGAGGCGUAUAAAUCGGAAAUAGCAAAUAUCCGUAGUGAUUUAGAACAAUCUAGACAAAAAGAAGUUGAGCUGGAAACUCUGCGAGCGUCAAUGGAAGCGUUACAAAUAGAACACAAAACGGCAACAACCGAGCAAGAAGAAAAAAUAUCACUUAUUGCAAGUGAACUUAAAGAUGCCUCAGAAAACUUAGAGAAGCUGAGAAAAGAAAAAACUGAGAGUGAAACGGAGCUGGCCAAAGUAAAGGAAGAAUUACAGAGUAUGAGACUGAAGAGUGGAGAAGAUUAUAAGAAGGUGCUUCAGGAAAAGGAAGAUGCCUUAAAACAGAUUACGGAACUGACUAUAAAAUAUCAGCAGGAUAAAGAGGCUCAAACUCAGCACACUAACGCAUUGCAACAGGAACUCGACAACCUUAAGCAAAAACUAUCCAAUUCAGAAUUUACACUCCAGAAUGAAUUGCAUGAUCUUACUAUGUUAUUACAAACUAAAAAUAAAGAAUUAGAAAUGAUGAAUGAAAAAGAUAUAGAACUAAAAAAUGCACUUGAAAAACUUAACAUAACAAACACAGAAUUGGAAAAUUGUAAAAAAGAAUACGCUAUAAACUUGGAAGAAAAAGAUGAACAAAUAUCAACUGUUACUAAUAAUUUAGACGCCAUUCAAAAAUUUAAUUCCGAAACCAUUAAUAAUCUACAAGAGCAUAUAAAGAAAUUAGAGCAAAAUCUUAAAGAAGAAGAGUCGUGUAAGAUAAUGCUACAGAAUUCAUUGACCGAGGAGCAGGCUGAAAUUUUGCAUCUUAGAUCUAAAGUUAAAGAAUUAGAAACUUCCAAAUUAGAAGAGAUUCAUCACCUUAGGGACCAAAUUAAUAUAGUGACAGCAAAAAAGGAUGAAGAAUUAAGUUCAUUAGUUGAGGAAAAAAUAAGGCUUCUUACUGAAAACGAAAAGCUGUUGAAUGAUUUAAACUCUGAGAAACAGUUAGUGGAAGCUAGGCUUAUGCAUACAGAAGAAGGCAGACUGAACGCAGAGUGUGAAUUACAGGAUUUGUUGCAACACAAUACAGUGCUUGAAGCCGACUUGGCUUCGUUAAAAAUCCAAUUGGAGGAGGCACAACGGGAGAUUAAGAAACAAAACGCUAAAAUCAUUAGUUGUGCCGGUGAGGCGGCGUUGGAAGUUACGAAUAGUGCUAUUUCGACCUUAGAACACUCGAACACGCAAGAUGCGAAUAAAUUUGCCGCCGAGCUCGCUUCUAAGGCGUUCGAAGAUCUUGCCAGGAAGUCACAAGUGGAAGGAAACGAGGAGUUAGUAGCGAAGUCCGCGAUAUACGCCGCACACAGCGCUUCGCAAUUGUCUGCGUACGCGGCUGAACUCUCCAAUAUCUCCACUGAUAUGGAAUUAGCAGACAAAUUGAACGGUGACUGUCGAAGCAUGCUAUCGGCCACAAAACAGUGUCUGGAAUCCCUAAAAUCUGGUGCUAUUGACCGCACUGCAUGCCUCGAAGCACGCACUAGCGUACAAACAUUGUCUCGUAGUGCGGCCACGGCAGAUAGAUUAUCGAGUGGCACUCGUAGUGUGGACGACGAAUUGGCUGAUAUGGAUCGGGCUAUAGAACAGGCGGCUUCACAGAUAGAGAACUUGCUUGCGGCAAGUAGAGCAGGUGAUUCCGGGGUACAGUUAGAAGUGAAUGGCAAAAUCCUGGACGCAUGUACCACUCUUAUGGGUGCUGUCAAAGUUCUAGUUCAGGAUUCUCGGGCCCUGCAAAGCGAGUUAGGAGAUCCAAAGACAAGACAGAAGAUGUACAGACGCAACCCUCAAUGGUCUGAGGGGCUGAUAUCUGCUGCUAAAUCUGUCGUAUUUGCUGCCAAAUUGCUUGUGUCAAGCGCCGAUGAGGCAGUGGCAUCAGCGGGCAAAGUGGAAGGCGUGAGCGCAGCGGCUCACGAAGUGGCAGGCAGCACGGCCCAACUGGUGGCCGCCUCACGCGCGAGGGCCCCUCCCGCGGCGCCUUCGCUCGCUCGACUGACGAGUGCGUCCAGAGCUGUUGCCAUGGCAACGGGCGCGGUCGUUGCCGCCGUACGAUCUGCGUCCGCGCUCGUUAGGGAUAAAGAGGCCCUUGACACAUCGGCUUUGACAUUGACAGCGACGCGACGACUGGAAAUGGAAAGCAAAGUGCGCGCGUUGGAACUUGAGAGUGCUUUGGACGCGGAAAGAGCAAAAUUAGCGGCGUUACGCAAGAGACAUUAUCAUCUUGCACAUUUGGAAGAGAAUGGAAACAUUGAAAACGGAAAGGAGUAGAUAUUUAAAAAGUGCGACACACUGCCAAAUUAUGUUUAAAAUGUAUUCAAGCAUUUUAUUAACAAAACAUUCUGGUUUUGCAUUUAAAUUAAAUGAAAGUAAAAAAUUGUAUAUGUGAAUGAAAUUGUGUGAUGUACUUUCGAACUAAUAUUAUCCAUGACGGAACUUGUAAUUUAGUAUUAGGGAUUUCAUAUUCAGUACAUUUUUAAUCUGAUAUUUUGAGUAUGAAAAAGCAAUGCUAAACAAUCUAGAAGUCAAUUGUAUCUUUAAAAACUUUACUCAAUUAAUUUCUAUGUGAAAUAUAUUUUCACAGAAUCCCCAGUUACAGAAAAUCAUAUAUUCAAGACUGGGAAACCUUUUUUUUAUUCAAGUCGGUUAAUUAACAUUUGACGUACCAGUUAUGGUUUGAUUAAGCUUUAAGUAUAGUACUAUAAUUGUGUUUACAUAUUUUUAGAAAUAUAAUUUGACUUAUACAAUACCAAGAGUGAUUUUGCAGUUAAGACCAUUUAUGUAUUUAUACCUAAUCUAUAUAACAACUGUAUGAAUUAAACUAUUUAAUAUCUA